Mesorhabditis spiculigera is the source of this 783-nucleotide messenger RNA. Lineage: Eukaryota; Metazoa; Nematoda; Chromadorea; Rhabditida; Rhabditidae. The record is from the annotation of a GenBank genome assembly.
AUGCGAUUCCGGAUUAUUGUUUUACUUCCGUUUUUCGCGUCGGCUCUCUGUAGAAAGAUCCAGAGCAAUGAGGUGGUUUCGCUGGAGAAGGAGGGAUCGGAUCGGGCCCCUGAAAAGCCUGCUGCAAGCCUGGAAAUCGAAGAAGCCACCCUAAAACCGGAAAAACAGGUGCACCCACAUUGGCGGGAAGUCAACGCCGUGGUGGAAGAGAUGACCAGCGCCGAGAUCAAAGAUAAAGAAAAGGAAAAUACAAGGGAAACGAAGAAAGAAAAAGAAAGCACAUCUGAAGACCUCAAAUCCGUAGCCAAUAUUACGAAAAGCAGCCGCUACCAUGGAAAACCACCAGAGAUCAAGACCAUCUACGAUCUGGCUGUGGAGGAUUUAUUGGCUCAAGCUCGCGUCUUCUUCAGCGACUCCAAUGUGAAGCUCCAGGAAAAGGUUCGUCACGUCUAUGAAGAUGCGCUGAACCUAAUGGCCGAGCUGAGGAUCCUGGUACUCGAUAAGGAUAUUCAAGAUCAGGAGAGACACUGGGAGGCCAAGCACCUACUCCUGAUGGCUGGUAGAGAAACUUCAGCAUUGGUCCGCUUCUUCUUAAAACUGUUCACCACCGUCGACCCACGAUCACAGAAAGUGGCUGAAGUCGAAGCUGUCGAGGCCACGACUUCGAGCACGACGACCUUCCGACCGAAAGGCUGGCGCCAGCGGUUGGCUGAAAAACGAAGAAUUGGCAGCAAGGGCAAGAAAAUUGGGAAAACGGCUCGAACCUAUUUUACGAACGUACUG